This is a messenger RNA of Exophiala bonariae, 1482 nucleotides long. RefSeq lists its product as uncharacterized. The transcript has a single exon. NCBI's taxonomy places the organism in Eukaryota, Fungi, Ascomycota, Eurotiomycetes, Chaetothyriales, Herpotrichiellaceae. The record is from RefSeq and is a predicted model, not a curated record. Bases 1 to 1482 code for a protein of 493 amino acids. Gene Ontology annotation, molecular function: hydrolase activity.
AUGUCUGGGACCUCUGCUCCUCCUACAAUACAACUCAACGACAUGUCUACCAACCCUCAUGAGAUGACUGAAGCCAAAGACUUCGCUGCCAAUCCAAAGAGCCCAACCGUGGUCUUCCACACUGAUCCUUUCGACAACACCUUGCUAGAGCCGCCCACAAAUACCUUGACUGAAACGAUUUCGGCCACCGACAGUGAAGAUCCUCUCGAAGAUGGUUACCUUACCAGCCGCAGGCGGUCCAUGAGCCACCACUUGGAGAGAACAGACGUUCCCUCGAGAAAAUGGCUUCACAUCCAAGCAAAUUUCUGGAGAGCCUGCAUGCGACUAGGUAUGCUCUUCCACGACUGGGCUCCUCCUAGAGCUCCACGGCCUGCCUUCAAGCAUGAAAUUCCUACCGAUACCAUUCCCAUUCAGCUCUUCUUCUACCUACCUCCGAAUUACGACAACAUUCUUCGAACAGAUCCUCAUUACAGAUUUCCUGCGGUGAUAAAUUUCCAUGGAGGCGGAUUUGUACUCGGGGAUGCGAGCGACGAUCGUUAUUGGGCGAGAGUUGCCAUGGAACGGACGAGUGCAAUCUUCAUCAGUGUCAACUAUCGCAGAGCCCCAGAACACCCAUUUCCCAUACCCGUGGACGACUGCGCAGAAGCUAUCCUAUAUGUGGCAGACCAUGCAACAGAACUCAACAUAGACCCGGGGAACAUUGCAUUGUCCGGAUUUUCCGCUGGUGCUAAUUUGGCCCUGGCUGCACCGUUGAGAAUCCAGUACCACUAUGGCAUCGAUGUUAUCAAUUCCACAAAGACACCGGUAUCCCGUCCCACAACGGCUUCAACUUUCCAAACCGACACAAGCAAUCGUGAAGACAACUUUCCUGAUGCCGGAAAUUUUCUGAGCGCUACGCAGUCGACUGCCAGUCUGCUCCGCGCAAAGACGGCGAGUCCCCUUCGAAUUCGGUCCAUAGUGGCUUGGUAUCCUCUCCUGGACUGGACCAUGUCUCGGUCCCGGAAAAUUCGAGAAUCACGAAACCCUAAAAUGUGUCUGUCCAAAACCUUCACCGAUCUCUUCGACGUCAGCUACCUACCUCCUCCAGAUGUCGCUGGGGACCAUUGUAGCCCAUACGCUUCCCCAGGCCUGGCACGAGACCACAUGAUUCGUGACGGUCUUCCUCAGGAAAUGCAGAUGUGGCUGUGUGAAUGGGACAUGCUCCUCGCUGAGGGACAACAUCUGUCCGACAGAUUCGAACGGUUGGGCAAGAACAUCGACAGCAAGAUGAUUCCACGGGUACCCCACGCCUGGGACAAAUCUGUCAAUCCAUUCCGGGACCAGAAAGCCAUUGACAUGCUGUACACAAAGUCUGCAAUCAAUCUCAACAAGGUUUUCCAGGACAAAGAUGGCAUUGGCUGGGGCAAUUCCAUGAGCUCGCUCCACCCAACAGAUACCAUUAUCGAGAGACAACCCAGAAACAGCAUCAUCUUGCCCUUGUGA